UCAGUAUUCCGCGUGUGCGCCAAUCCGCCGCACAAUUCGGCUUAUUCAUCCAGCGUGUCGUGAAUCGUGAGCUCGAUGAUCGAAAUGAAGCGAAAAAUCCACGAAUCCGUGGCGCGCCGUUAAAAGAGUGCCGGACUCGGGACGAGGGUCCGCGAUAAUUCUCGAGUGCCAACUUGCCGCGUGCAGUGUGCAGCUUUUGUCUGCUGCCGCGCGCUCCUUAAAAACAAGACACGCGCGUGUGUAUAUACUUACCUAUAUUAUAUCGCAAAAGAGCUAAAUUUAUAAGCGUUCGUUGCAGCAGGCAGUGCCGACGUUUUCUCUAUAUAGCGCAUAUACAAUAGGCACAUCAGUAAGACAGUGGUCCAACUGAUCCGCCUGCAGAGGGACGGCAACAUUUCGCCGGUAUAUAUAACUCACCUACACGUCUGUGUUCAUGCUUUAAGGAGAGCUUCAAAUUAUUGUGUAUACACAUCAACACGCCGACGCACAAUAUGAGCCAGAACAAGCAUUUACGAGUGUUGGGACUCGAUCGCUGUGGAUCAAUGAAACUCAUUGUCGCGAUCAUCAGUUGUUUGCUGAUCCAAUCAUGCGAACCAAAAUUAUUAAGAAUGUUUCAAGAUUUAAGAACCAACGUAAUAAGGGCUGAAUAUAAUCAGACGUACGAGUACAAAGUAGACUCGAAAAAUCAGUUCCUGUUUAUCAUAGAAGAAAAUAUUGACUUGAAACACCUUCAGUCGAGCACACUUUUUACGGCGUCCCGGGUAGUCGUCGAGAGCGAGAACGCGACGCUGCAGAAACCUUUGACGGUAGUCAUACGUCAAAAGAGCGGCGUGAUAUCUUGGCAAAUCCCUGCUAGAGUGGACGAGAAUCCUAACUUUUACAGGGAUGCUCAUUACUACAAGAAAACGAGCAAGUUACUGUGCCCGAGCGCCUACGGGGACUUGAAGCUGGAGGAAAAGUACGCUACUUUAACUAUUAGUACGGAAAGUGCGGAUGCAACCGAUUUCAAGCUGAAUCUUGUGAAAAUGAAAGAUUUCGAUAUUGGCAUCGGCGAGAAUCGAACUUUUAACAUUACGCCGGCGGAGUCGAAUUUUUAUUCCUACCGGCCGGAUGAGGAUCACUCGACGGUGCUCAUCGAAGUCAACUCGGACAGCCUCACUUGCAUGACCAUAUCAAUUCAGAAGCCAUUGUGUCCUGUGUUUGAUUCAGAGGAAGAUAUUCAUUACGAUGGAUAUCGACAGACCGUCAGCACUAGAGGUGGAUUAACGGUUUCGAGCGACAAUUACCCCGAUGGAUUUUUCAUAGUUUUCGUUUUGAACGCGGACGACAGCAGCUGUAUACGCAAUUCGUCCAACAAAGACAUAAACAAUCGCAGCAAGCUAGUGUCGUUCAACAUCCAAAAAGGAAUCUCGAAGAAAGACUACGCGAUCGCCUCGCUCAUCACGGUGGUCUCGCUCAUGCUAUUCUGCGCCGCCUUCUUCGCCAUGACGAUACUGUGCAAGUUCCACGACUUCCGCGCCUUUCAACGGCGCACUUCGACAUCCUCGAGACGCGAGUCCGAUCCGGCUGGCCCGGAAGAGAUGGGCAUAGCCGGCUCGAACGAAGUCGCGACGUCGAACGGCGCUGGCGGUGGCGAGGACAAUAACGCACAGGACGACGAGAUCGACACAGCCGUGACGGUGCGCACCUCGCUGUCGUCGAAGCGGCCGAAGCUGGCCGUGACCGAGCUGUCGAAAAAGGGAAGCCGCAAGAUACACCAGGAUUCGUGGCUGUUCAUGUACUACCUGCUGACCGUGGCCAUAUUUUAUGCCGCACCCGUCAUCCAGUUGGUCGUUACAGAUCAAAUAAUGCUCCACGUGACCGGCAAUCAGGAUCUCUGUUAUUACAACUUCCUCUGCUCGCACCCGCUCAUGUCCCUCUCGGAUUUCAAUCACGUCUUGUCCAAUCUUGGCUACGUCAUGUUGGGCUUACUAUUCAUGACUAUUGUUUACACGAGGCAGCGCAAAAAUGCCAAUUUGCUCUUGAUGCAUCGGGAGUACGGAAUACCACCUCACUAUGGCCUUUACUAUGCCAUGGGAUUUGCCUUGGUCAUGGAGGGUAUAAUGUCCGGCAGUUAUCACGUAUGCCCCAGUCACAGCACUUUCCAGUUCGACACCAGCUUCAUGUAUAUAAUGGCGGUAUUGUCAAUAGUUAAAAUUUACCAGAAUCGUCAUCCGGACGUCAACGCCGAAGCCCCGACGAUUUUUGGUAUUCUGUCUAUAACGAUAUUGUUCGUCAUCAUUGGAGUACUGAAGGGUGAUGUGAUAUACUUCUGGAUCAUUUUCAGCAUCAUUCAUUUGGGUCUUUGCAUUUUUUUGAGCGUUCAAAUUUAUUAUGUGGGACGUUGUAAAUUUGAUAAAACUAUAUUUCGUCGAAUGGCAGCGAGCGUUAAAAAUGACGUCAGCCGGAGGCGAUUGUUCCGACCUCUACAUUGGAAAAGGUUUUUCUUACUGAUUGUUGGCAACCUUUGUAAUUUUGGUCUAGCCAUUUACGGUAACGUCAAUAUCAAACAAGAUUUCGCAAAGUACUUGUUGACGAUUCUGCUGUUGAACCUUUUGCUUUACAUGUUGUUCUACACCACACUCAAGAUUCACUAUAAGGAAAAGAUUUUAUUGCAGACAAAAGUGUACAUUGUUAUCGCGAUGUUAACUUGGGCAGCAGCCAUGUAUUUUUUCCUCAACAAAACAACGUCUUGGUCCAAGACGCCGGCACAAUCGCGCACUUACAAUCAGGCCUGCGUUUUGAAAUUCUACGAUUUCCAUGAUAUUUGGCACAUUCUUUCGGCAAUAUCCAUGUUCUUUUCGUUUAUGAUGUUAUUGACACUCGACGAUGAUCUUAUUAAUACGCAUCGGAGUCUCAUACCAGUUUUUUAAAACUUCAUCUCAUGUGAUAUGUUGCAAUUUUGAUAAAUCGAACGAUCUUUGUUAAAGCUAUGCCUUUUCAAGACCUAUUCGAUUUAUCACAGUAUUAAUUGUUUUUUACAGACUAUUUUAUUGUUUGCAGUAAAAAUUGCAUUGAACAUUUAUUGAUCAACUCAUUAUAGUUAAUGGACUAGAACCAAUUUUUAUAAACACGAACAAG
This is a messenger RNA of Trichogramma pretiosum, 3120 nucleotides long. Its product is annotated as SID1 transmembrane family member 1-like. NCBI's taxonomy places the organism in Eukaryota, Metazoa, Arthropoda, Insecta, Hymenoptera, Trichogrammatidae. Gene Ontology annotation, cellular component: membrane. The record is from RefSeq and is a predicted model, not a curated record. The coding region runs from base 492 to 2912 and encodes 806 amino acids. The transcript is spliced from 9 exons.